AUGUUCAAGAACGCGUCCACGCUCAUGCUGAAAUUGAGCUACAACAAGCUGCAAGGCGGCUUGGAUGAAUUCAUGGCGCUCAUAGGCCUCUGCAGCUUGACCCUCACCGGGAAUCAUCUGUCCGGCAAGAUUCCCGCAAAAGAUAAGCGACCUCUCGUGGGUGCAGCGGCUAGUGCUAGCGCGGAUCGCGCUGUCCGGGAGCGUGCCAGAGGCGGCAAGCUGCCAAAUAUCAUCAAGUGUCCCAAGGAGCUGCUCGUAGCGAACAACGGAUUCACCGCCAAUCUUCCUAACGUGGACUCGUGCGCGGGCGUGGAGGAGCGCGUCGACCUGUCGUACAACCAGCUGUCGGGCGCCAUCCCCACCAUCGUUGCGGAAUUUUCGUUCCUCACCCACCUCUCACUCUAG
Closterium sp. Naga37s-1 is the source of this 405-nucleotide messenger RNA. The record is from the annotation of a GenBank genome assembly. Lineage: Eukaryota; Viridiplantae; Streptophyta; Zygnematophyceae; Desmidiales; Closteriaceae.